This is a messenger RNA of Helianthus annuus (common sunflower), 960 nucleotides long. RefSeq lists its product as uncharacterized. Bases 1 to 960 code for a protein of 319 amino acids. Gene Ontology annotation, molecular function: zinc ion binding. NCBI's taxonomy places the organism in Eukaryota, Viridiplantae, Streptophyta, Magnoliopsida, Asterales, Asteraceae. The record is from RefSeq and is a predicted model, not a curated record. The transcript is spliced from 5 exons.
AUGGCAAUGCUUGAAAUAGAUGGUGGUUUGAAAGAACACUAUGCGAAGAUAUGGGAUUAUACAUACGAGAUUUUGAGAUCCAAUCUCGGGAGUUCUGUGAUAGUGGGAGUGAACGGAAUGCCAGAUGGAAGUAAUGUGUUUAGUAGGAGUUAUAUAUGUUUCAAAGCUUUAAAAGAAGGUUGUGUUUCAUGUAGAAAGGUAAUGGACUUAGAUGGAACAUUUUUAAAAGGGUUAUGUAAAGGAGAACUUCUAAUAGCAACAGGUCGAGAUGCAAAUAACCAGAUUUACUCCAUUGCUUGGGCUAUUGUGAAAGUAGAGAACAAAGACAAUUGGAAGUGGUUCAUUGAAUGCUUAAAAGAUGAUAUUGGAAUAUCUGGUGGAAGGGGUCUUACUUUUUUAUCUGAUCAACAUAAUGGGCUUGUAGAAGCUAUAAAAGAUUUUCUUCCUUAUGUUGAACAUAGGCAAUGUGCAAGACAUAUACAUGCAAAUUUCAAGAAGAAAUAUAACGGGAGGAAUGCAAGAAGAAAACCAAUUAUUACAAUGUUGGAAGAUAUUAGGAUGUUUCUUAUGGAGAGGAACUACAUAAUGAGCAAAGAUUCACAUAAAUGGAAAGGUAAUGUUUGUCCAAAUAUAAGAAAGAAGAUUACAGAGCGGUCAAAAGAUUCAAGUUUUCUGUUUUUGGCUGUUUUUAUUUUUUUAAUGUUCUUUCAUGUUGUUAUUUGCUGCAGGAAAUAUAUCCUUAUCCCAAGUGGCGGCAAUGUGUUUGAAGUACGAGAUGCACAUGAUGCCUACACCGUGGAUCUUGAUAACAUGGCAUGUAGUUGUAGAUUGUGGCAAAUAACAGGAUUGCCUUGUUUGCAUACGAUGUCUUCUAUCUAUUACAUCAACAAGGAUCCAGAGGAAUAUGAAGUGAAUGGUUCAAGGUUGAGAAGGUCAAAGAAACCUACAAACAUUACAUGA